ACAAAAAUGAUUGGGCCGGAAAUACACUGUAGUUAACGGGUAAAGAACCAGAGCGAGGGCCUAUAGAAGAGCCCACAAUAUGAGUUAUGAGUCAAAGUAAACAGGGAAAACGGUUGAAGUUUUAAAGAGGGAGGCGAGGUUGCUUCCAAAAGAAAGCGAAAUUACAUACACACAUACACGCACUCUCCAUCGCAGUCAACAUCACAUGCUCCCCACCUCAUCACUCCUCCACCAAACUCUCUCUUAUGCAUAAAACCACCAACCCAUGUGGACAUCCACCACCACCGCAUCCAACAUCUCCCCUUAAAUACGACGUCGUUUCCUUCCCCACCCUUCAACCCUAUAAUCAUCAUAACCGUCAUGAUCGUCGCCACCGCUGCUCCUGGACUGCCGCGAUUUCCCAGCGGUUCAUGGUGACCGCUGCCGUAUCAGCCGCUGCAUCCUCCUGGCUCCACAACAGGCGGAUCCGGUACCUCUUCCUCCUGCUCUGCUCGCCACUCCUCCUCGUCCUCCUCUGCGCCGUCCUCCCGUUUCUAUGUGCCGCCGAGCUCUGCCUCCGCCGUCGCCUGUGGCGGAAGCUAAUCCGCGACGAAGAGGAAGGGAGAUGCGGUUGCGGCUGCGAAGAGGAAGAAGAAGAAGAAAAAGGGCUUCUUCAUAGGUACCUGGAGGAUCAGCUUCUUUUGGUUCGAUCUAUGUACGAUUGCGGUGACAUUGGAGAAGUUGAGGAGGAAGAAGGCGAAGAAGAUCCUAGAAGGGUUGUAGAUGUUGAAAACCUUAGUAGUUGUAGGAUUCCUCUAUUGAGAUGAUGAAAAACAAAACAAAGGAAACAGAAAAUUUCCUUUUUUUUUUUUCUUUUGGGAUAAUUUUAGAACCUUUUUUAUAUAGAUGAUGGCUAAUUUUCUUCCUUGAUUUUCAUUUUUGUUUAACAUCAUAGGAAAAAGGAAUUUGUGUAUUGAAGUUGUAUGUACUGGUUGAGGGUUUACACUUUGCAGCAAGUUGCAAUUAUUAACCUUUACUUUACUUUUUCUUUUUUGUUAAUAUUAAACUCUUUAAUUGUAUUUCUCUGAGUUUAA
Messenger RNA from Arachis ipaensis, 1073 nucleotides. RefSeq lists its product as uncharacterized. The record is from RefSeq and is a predicted model, not a curated record. NCBI's taxonomy places the organism in Eukaryota, Viridiplantae, Streptophyta, Magnoliopsida, Fabales, Fabaceae.